Arabidopsis lyrata subsp. lyrata is the source of this 3248-nucleotide messenger RNA. Its product is annotated as pentatricopeptide repeat-containing protein At1g12300, mitochondrial-like. Gene Ontology annotation, molecular function: protein binding. Lineage: Eukaryota; Viridiplantae; Streptophyta; Magnoliopsida; Brassicales; Brassicaceae. The coding region runs from base 58 to 1146 and encodes 362 amino acids. The record is from RefSeq and is a predicted model, not a curated record. The transcript has 2 exons.
GAAAUACCAAGCUCGGUGUUGUGCAGUACAGUGUCAUCAUUGAUAGUCCUUGCAAAGAUGGAAACCUCGACGAAGCACUCAACCUUUUGCAAUAUAAUGGAAAUGAAAGGGAUCAAAGCAAAUGUUUUUCCGUACAACUCUCUCAUAGGAGGCUUUUGUAAUGCUGGUAGAUGGAAUGAUGGUGCGCAGUUGCUCAAGGAUAUGAUCACAAGGAGAAUCAACCCCAACAUUGUCACUUUCAAUGCUUUAAUUGAUAGUUUUGUGAAAGAGGGAAAGCUUCGAGAGGCCGAAGAACUGCACAAGGAGAUGAUCACAAGAGGUAUAGCUCCUGACACGAUUACAUAUAGUUCUUUGAUAGAUGGGUUUUGCAAGGAGAAUCGCCUAAAUGAGGCAAACCAGAUGCUGGAUCUGAUGGUUAGCAAAGGGUGUGAUCCUAAUAUCGUGACUUACAGUAUUCUCAUAAAUGGAUAUUGCAAGGCAAAGCGGGUUGACGAUGGUUUGGAACUCUUCCGCAAAAUGUCUCUAAGAGGAGUGGUUGCUAAUACAGUUACUUAUAGCACACUUGUCCAAGGGUUUUGUCAGUCGGGAAAACUUAAUGUUGCCAAAGAACUCUUCCAAGAGAUGGUUUCUCGUGGUGUUCCUCCUAAUAUUGUCACUUACAAAAUUUUGCUGGAUGGGUUGUGUGACAAUGGGGAACCAGAAAAAGCAUUGGAAAUAUUUGAAAAAAUACAGAAGAGUAAGAUGGAGCUGGAUAUUGGUAUAUAUAACAUCAUCAUUCAUGGGAUGUGCAAUGCUAGUAAGGUGGAUGAUGCUUGGGAAUUAUUCUGUAGCAUCCCUCUCAAAGGAGUGAAGCCCGAUGUCAAAACAUACACUAUAAUGAUUGGGGGACUGUGUAAGAAAGGCUCACUGUUUGAAGCGGAACUGUUGUUUAGAAAAAUGGAAGAGGACGGGCAUUCGCCAGAUGGUUGUACAUACAACAUACUCAGCAGGGCACAUCUUGGAGAUGGUGAUGCAAUUAAAUCUGCUAAGCUUAUUGAAGAAAUGAAGAGGUUGGGGUUCUCAGUUGAUGCUUCCACUAUAAAGAUGGUAAUCGAUAUGUUAUCGGAUGGUAGAUUGAAGAAAAGCUUUUUGGAUAUGCUUUCUUAGAAUUUUGGUGUUUACAUCAGAAUUUUGGCUAGCUUAAGGAAAGGAUAUUUAGAUAGAUUCGCGGGGUUCUUCUGCGAUGUAGGUGGUCCAAAGGCAGAGCAGAGUACUGAUGCGAGAGCGGACUGGUUCUCUUGUGUUAGCGGAGAUGCGCACGAUGACAGCCUCUUACGCACCGCCAUGUCCACGGCGAUAUCUCCAAACUCCGAUCGGUGUUUUUUUUAUCAGAAGACUUUUGAGUUGGGGAUUUUUUUUGGUGAUUUCUUUCUUUUUUUUUCUCAUCUCAAUUUAUUAAAAAAAAAACCAACUAAAAAACCCAUAACAAAAAAAGGUCCGAAAAGCCCCCAACUAAAGAUAAGAUACUGUACAUGACAUUUAGUUUUCUCACUAAGGGGAAAAUAAAUUAGAUAUUUUAAUUAAAACUUAGGUCCGGCCCAUCAAAGAAACAUAGGAUGUACCGAUGGAGAAAGAGUUUUAUUUUAUCAACCGAUUUGCUUGUGACAUGAAUAUUCAUCGUGCUGAUACAAACUAGAUGGUUCAUAACAUUUAGAUCGGUACUUAAUUACAAUAAGAAAAAAAGUAGUUAAUAUCACUUUUAGUCCUUGGUGGAACACUUGUCCGAACAUUUUGUCAAAAACUCCGAAUGAAACAGAAGGUUAAAGACAACCGGUUUUAUCUGAUCCGGUACAUUGAACCGGUUCUUCAAGCAUUCUCGUAUCUGAAUUCUGAAGAUUUCAGGUUUUCACAUUGCUUCGUUCUUCGUAUGUGUCUGGGUUUCAUUUUCUGUAGAUUUAGUGCCAUCUUGUUGACCAUUUGGGCAGACAAUUUCGAUAACUCGCUAGAUUUUCAAGGUUCCAAGUUAUCAACUUUCAUAGCAGAGCAGAGAGAAGAAGAGCUUCGUUUAAGAGUUUUCAAGAAAUUAGUGCAUGUUGAAGCCGAACAAACGAAUCAGCACAAAACCGAAGACCCGACUCCAAUUUUUAUUAAAAUUCAGAGCUUUCAAAUUCUUAACUUGGGUCAUGCGGGGAUUGAUUCAGACACGUCUUCUCGAGACAGGUUCUCCAAGAACUGCUUUAAUAUUGUCUUGCUAUGGACGAGUCUUUUCUAGUGUCAGCGAUGGGAAAGGGAAAGUCUCUUAUAGAGAGAGAUUGAGAAGUGGGAUUGUUGAUAUUAAGAAAGAUGAUGCUACUGAUCUGUUUCAAGACAUGAUCGGGUCUCUUCCUCUUCCUAGUCUUGUUGAUUUCAGUAAAUUCUUUAGUGCUGUUGCCAAAACAAAGCAAUAUGGUCUCGUUUUAGAUCUCUGCAAGCAAAUGGAAUUGAAUGGGAUUGCUCAUAACAUCUACACUCUGAGUAUUAUGAUCAAUUGUUUCUGUCGCUGUCGUAAACUUCAGUUCGCUUGUUCCGUUAUGGGAAAGAUCUUGAAACUUGGGUAUGAGCCUAACACAAUUACAUUUUCAACUUUGAUCAACGGAUUCUGUCUCGAGGGUCGAGUUCCUGAAGCUCUAGAGUUAGUUGAUCGAAUGGUGGAAAUGAAACAUAGACCCGAUCUCAUAAUGAUUAACACUCUGGUCAAUGGCCUUUGUCUCAAAGGUAAAGUCUAUGAAGCAGUGGUUUUCAUUGAUCGAAUGGUGGAAAGUGGUUGUCAACCCGAUGCAGUUACCUAUGGACCGGUUUUAAAUGUAAUGUGUAAGUCCGGUAAAACUGCUCUGGCCAUGGAGUUGCUUAGAAAGAUGGAAGAAAGAAAGAUCAAGCUAGAUGCAGUCAAAUACAGCAUCAUCAUUGAUGGUCUUUGCAAAGAUGUUGUACUGUUACAUGUGUUAGGCCUUAUAAGUAGUAAUCAAAGAAUUCCUAUCCAUUCAGGCAUUCACUUGUCAAUGUCUCUUAGAAUCCUAUCUGAUGGUUCAAUGGUGAUCCCACUGAUUCACAGUCUAAAGACUCAAGAACAUAUGUCAAAUCUAAACAUUUAGCAGAUACAAGACUUUUAGCUGGAAGACUCUUAAGUAACAGCAAGAUUGUAAGUUUUCAUCAGUAUUGCCAAACUUGUAGCACUCAGCAAACACCACAUUAAUUAUUGAUUACACAAUCUAACAAAACUUAGAUAUCAA